AUGGAUAACAGAAACAGAGCCGAAAGAAUAGUGAAUAUGGCAUUGCAAUCUUCGCCGCCGCCAUCUUCAUCGACUUCAACAAAUGAAGAUUUUUCAAAUGAUCAUUCUUGUUACCAUCCACAACAAAAUAUAGAAAUUUCUACAGAAUUAGAAGACAGUGAAGCGGAAAGAGAUAAAAGGGGACAUGUACCUGCUAACAAGCUGCCUGAUGAAAAGUUGAACUGGAUUAAAGACCACAUUAAUAGUUUUCCGAAAUUUGUGAGUCACUAUAGAGAAAGACGAUCAACACGAAAAUAUUUGCGCCAGGAUCUUUCAAUGAACAAAAUGUAUGAACUUUUUAAAGCAAAAUAUACUUGUAAAACCUGUGAUAUGCUCGAGAUAGCAAUAAAGGCGGAAGAAGAUAUAGAAACAUGCUUAGCUAUAAGGGUACAAAAAGAUCAGCAUAUUAAACUUGCAGGCGAAGUAAGAAACAUAUUAAAUGACUGUAAAGGUAAAGUCAAAACUGACGAAUCAUUAUUAGUAGCUACUUUUGAUUUGGAACGAACCCUGCCCCUUCCUUAUUUGAAUACUGGUGAGGUCUAUUAUUUAAGAGAACUGCAAAUGCUGAACUUUGGUAUUCAUGCUUAUAUUAAGGAAGGAGAAAAAGUUCUCAUGAAUAUGUGGCCAGAACAUUGUGGGGCCAGAGGCUCACAAGAAAUUAUGUCGUCACUUCACUCCUUUUUAGAAGAUUCCGUGCCGGACACUGUCAAAUCACUGUGUUUUUAG
This is a messenger RNA of Parnassius apollo (apollo), 765 nucleotides long. NCBI's taxonomy places the organism in Eukaryota, Metazoa, Arthropoda, Insecta, Lepidoptera, Papilionidae. The record is from the annotation of a GenBank genome assembly.